AUGUCCGUCCUGACGAGCAACAGGCUAGCACGCGUCUGCCAGCCCCUCGCCGAGACUCGCCAUGAGGAGGGCGAAGCGGACGCGGCGGCGCUUCACCGGGGAGAAGUGUCGCUGCCAACGCGGCUGCUGGCGGUCUUGGGGCGUCCGGGGAGUACGAUCAGCGACACUCUGCUCUUGGCCGGGAAGGCCCUCUGCCCCCGUAUGCGUAUCGAGGGCGUCUCGCGCGAGGAUCGGGCUCAGCAUAUGCGCGUCAUGUCGCGCUCGUGGCGGCGAGUGCAGGCGGGUCUCCAUCGCAGAGGCCACCUCCUCCUAGGCGCUCCACGCCGCUCGUCGUCAUCUAUCAGGCCUCGCAGUCCGCGCACGAUCUCCUCUACAAGGUCACUGCUCUACGAGGGCCGCCAGAUCUACUUCGGCCGCACCGCCGACGCGGAGGCAUUCUUCCCCGAGAUGGGGAGCGUCAAGUCCUCGUACACGCUCUCCUUCGGCAAACAGAUCGGUCUUCGUGUCGAGCGUGGCUUACAGCGGCUCAGGGGCGACAUGACCAACUUCUAUGUCACCGUAUUCGGUAACUCUGUCAUGGCCCUCAUCAUCACAACACUUCGCUCGCGGUCAACCUCGCGUAUGUCCAACCUGCGCCGUAAGGUCGGCCCGUUCUUCCUGUACCUUUACCUGCACGACGACCAUGUCCAUGAUCUUCCGGAACAUCGUCUCUGCGACUCGCACGCUUUCCCAACCCAUGCCUUGACUGGUGACUUUAUGCUGGCGCUCGUCAUCUACACUAGCUUCACCAUUCCAACGCGGGACACAAUGGUCUGGUUUCACUGGAUCAUCUGCCCCAUUGGCUACGCCUUCGAGACCAUCCCGGUCAUGGAGUCCAACGGGCGCGUCUUCAACUGUUUUCAGUACGUGUGCAUGGGCCACGGCUACGAGACCCUGUCCGGCGAGGAGUUUGUAUGCGCGACGACGGGUGCCGUGCUGAGAUGUACUGUCGUCUACGGCCUGGAUUACGUCAACACGACCUACGACUAUCGCAUGUCUGGCGUACCUUUGGGUGCAGUCUUCGCCUUGCGGUGGAGCCGUCUUCUCAAGCGCUGUGGCCAGGACGUCGGGGACGCAGCUGGCGGCGCGAAGUUCGCGGACAACAAUAGCGUCGGCUAG
Schizophyllum commune H4-8 is the source of this 1158-nucleotide messenger RNA. RefSeq lists its product as uncharacterized. Gene Ontology annotation, biological process: transmembrane transport. NCBI's taxonomy places the organism in Eukaryota, Fungi, Basidiomycota, Agaricomycetes, Agaricales, Schizophyllaceae. Gene Ontology annotation, cellular component: membrane. The coding region runs from base 1 to 1158 and encodes 385 amino acids. Gene Ontology annotation, molecular function: ATP binding; ATPase-coupled transmembrane transporter activity. The transcript is spliced from 11 exons. The record is from RefSeq and is a predicted model, not a curated record.